UAGUGCAACGUUUCUUAGUUACAUUAAUUUGACUAGAUACAUCAAUUUGUUUUACUAAUGUGUUACUAGUACUACAACUGCGUAGUCUAUGUUCCUUUUUUUUGUUUUGCUAUUUCACCAAAUGAGGGAAGGCAUAUUUCUCGUAUAGCCUAUAUCUAAUGGAUGCAACAGCGCGAGACAAGAUCUUCUAAUAGAGCCUACAUUGCAAUAUUGAAUGGAAGGACGACUGGGUAGCAGAACUGCUCAUCCCCCUAUCUGAAACCUGAGAUUCGAGUGGACCCCUCUGCUGCUUGAGAGAGAGCGAGACAAAGAGACAGAGAGAGAGACAGAGGGAGAGAUAAGACAGCGAGAGAGAGAAAGGGAGAGAGACAGAGAGAAAGACAGAGACACAAAGAGACAUACAUAGAGACAGAGAGAUACACAGUCAGAGAGAGGAGGGGCAUGAGUGUUGCUCUUCUCAGAAAAGUAACGUGUUGUCUCGUCUGCAUCAGUGUAUUACCUACUGUGAUCCAGUCCAGUAGCAGAGAAACGACAUGGCCUCACCAUGGAAGUCCGGAAGAAACCCCAAGGACAUUGCCAACGUGAUGCAAAAACUGCAAGAUGAGCAAGAAGCAGUACAGAAGAGGACUUUUACUAAAUGGAUCAAUUCCCACUUGACAAAGCGUAAACCACCUCUAGAGGUCACCGACCUUUUCGAGGACAUCAAAGAUGGGGUGAAACUGUUAGCUCUAUUGGAGGUGCUGUCUGGACAGAGACUGCCGUGUGAGCAGGGCCGCCAGUUGAAGAGGAUCCACUGGGUAUCCAACAUCGGCACCGCCCUCAGGUUCCUAGAAGGCAGGAAGAUCAAGCUAGUCAACAUCCAUGCCACUGACAUAGCAGACGGUCGACCAUCCAUUGUCCUGGGGUUGAUUUGGACUGUCAUCCUCUACUUCCAGAUCGAGGAGUUGACCAGUAACCUGCUAGCCCUGGAGGCCCUGUCCAGCAGCACCUCCUCAGUGGACAGCAUGGCCAGUAGCUCAGAGACAGGCAGUCCCGCCUUAAAGAGGGAGGUGGCACCCAAGAAAUUCCAGGGCAAUGCCAAGAAGGCCCUCCUCAGAUGGGUACAGAGCACUGCUGCCAAUGGUCAGGGCAUCGAGGUAAAGGACUUUGGUGCCAGUUGGCGUAGCGGUGUGGCGUUCCACUCUGUGGUCCAUGCCAUCCGCCCAGACCUGGUGGACAUGGAGGUGGUGAGGAGGAGGAGCAACCGGGAGAAUCUGGAGGAAGCCUUCUCAUUGGCCGAGAACGAGCUGGGCAUACCACGCCUACUGGACCCAGAAGACGUGGAUGUAGAUAAACCGGAUGAGAAGUCCAUCAUGACAUAUGUUGCUCAGUUCCUCAAGCACUAUCCCAACCCCCACCACUCUGAGACAGAUGGACAGGGAGAAGAGAGAGAAGAACGGAAGGUUCUGAGGGAGCUGAAGGUGUGGCUGGAACAGUUGGAGAGAGACGUGAUGCAAGUGCAGGGGGCAGAGGGCAACAUCACCGACAAGUACCAGGGCUUCAAGAGUUUCCGUGUGCAGUAUGAGAUAAAGAUGAAGCAGACAGAGCCGCUGCUGCAGCCGGUACACAAAGAUGGAAAGUUGUCUGUAGACCAGGCCCUGGUCAAGCAGGCGUGGGAACACAUCUCUAGCACACUCCUGGACUGGCACAUCCAUCUGGAUAAGUCGUUGCCUGGCCCCCUGGGGGUGAUCGGAGCCUUGCUGCAUCGAGCUGAGAUCGCCCAGAGAGAGGAGAUUCCCAUCCAACAAGCCCAUGAAGAGACAGCCAAUGUGAUCCAGAGGAAGCUGGAACAGCACAAGGAGAUCCUGAAGAACUUGGAGUCCCACAAACAGACGUUCCAGCAGAUCCACCGAGAAAGAUCAGUAAACGGGGUCCCUGUCCCCCCUGAACAUCUCCAAGACAUGGCUGAAAGAUUCAAUUACGUGUCCACAUCAUCUUAUGCCCACCUGAUCAAACUGGAAUUCUGGGAGAUCAAGUACCGUCUGAUGGCGUUUCUCAUCCUGGCUGAGUCCAAGCUCAAGUCCUGGAUCAUCAAAUAUGGCCGCCGUGACUCUGUGGAACUACUGCUACAGAGCUACGUUACCUUCAUCGAGGGACACAUGUUCUUCGAACAGUAUGAGACAACAUUUAAGGCACUCAGGCAAUCUGCAGAUGUCUACGUCAAGUCUGAUGGUUCAUCUGAGGAAGCGGAGGGUGUGGGUAAGUUCCUGUCGGAUGCGUCGGCCCAGUGGAGGAACCUGUCGGUGGAGGUGCGUAGCGUCCGUAGCAUGCUGGAGGAGGUCAUCUCUAACUGGGAGAAGUACAGCAGUACGGUGGCCGGACUGCAGGCCUGGCUGGAGGACGCAGAGCAGAUGCUCAACCAGUCAGAGAAUGACAAACGGGACUUCUUCCGGAACCUUCCCCACUGGAUCCAGCAGCACCUGGACAUGAACGAUGCAGGGAACUUCCUGAUUGAGACGUGCGAUGAGACCGUCUCCAGAGACCUGAAGCAGCAGCUGCUCAUUCUCAACGGGAGGUGGAGGGAGCUGUUUGUUAAAGUCAAACAUUAUGCUAGAGUGGACGAGGUGGACAAGUGGAAGCAGGACUAUCAGGACUGUAUCGCUACUCUCAAAACUUUUAUGGAUGCAACCAAUGACAAGAUGACUGCCCCUGUCCAAGUGUCCUUCUUGAACGUCAGGACAUUCGUUCAAGAUGUUGAGGACAUCAAGAACAAGGUCCCGGCCAUGGAGGCAGCCUGUAAGACAGCCAGCCGCACCGCCCAGCUGCUGAUCAAAGACACGCCCGCGGAGGAGGUCUCUACCAUGCUGGCUGCCAUGGCUUCUAUCAAGGAGGAGAUGAGCAAGAUAAAGGAGCGGUCUCUGCCGCUGCUACGGGAUGCCCAGUCCCUGCUGCCUGCUCUGGAGGAGAUGGAGAAGAACAUCACAGGGUUCUACCAGGCCCUGGAGAAGGCCAGCUGCAUCACUUGCUCCAGGGACUCUGAGGCCCACGGGGACUUCAAACAGAAAUGCCAGGAGCUGGUGACCUUCACCCAGAGCUGUAAGAAGUGUCUGACUGUGAUAGAGAAUAACCAUCAGAGUGUCCAGAGAACCCUGGACAGCAGUAAGACCCUACAGCACCUGGACAUGGCCCUGCUGCAGAAGAGAGUCGCCGACCUCCAGGCCUCCUCACAGGCAAUGAUCAACGAGUCUACUGAGUGGAAGAAUCACGUGGAGGUCAACAGCAGCUUAAUGAAGAGGUUUGAUGAGUCCCGUGGCGAGCUGGAGAAGGUGCUGAAAGUCGCUCAGGCUUUUCUAAAUGAGAGAGGCAACCCAGAAGAACUGCUAAAAAAACACACGGAGUUCUUUGGGCAGCUGGACCAGCAGGUCCUCGAAGCGUUCCUGAAGACCUGUGAUGAACUGACAGACACAGUGCCUAGGGAGGAGCAGCAGAGUCUGCAGGAGACAGUCAGGAAACUGCACACACACUGGAAGGAUGUCCAGACAGAGGCUCCCUACCACCUGCUUCAUCUGAAGGUAGAGGUGGAACGGAGCAAGCUAAUGGUCUCCAUGCAGGAGUGUCAGUCAGAGCUGACCAGAGAGAACAGACACCUGGUUGGCAUGGGGAGUGAGAGGCUGAUCAAGGAACACAGGGACUUCUUCAGGGAGAAGGGUCCUCAGUCUCUGUGUGAGAAGAAACUACAACUGAUAGAGGAACUGUGUCAGAAGCUUCCAGACAGCAACCCAGCCCACCAGACCCUGGACAGCUCUAAGAAGGCCUACUCUGAGCUCUGGGAGGAGAUAGAUAGCACCCAUCACAAUCUGAUGCAGCACCCUGAUAAGUGGGAGGAGUUUAACACCAGGUUCUCCGAGUUGUCAGCCUGGCUUUCGUCUAAAGAGAGCCAACUCAGACUGCUCAGGAACAGAGCCAACGACCCCAGCAAGCACGGACAGGUCAAGGCCACCAUCACAGAGCUGAGGAACGAUGCAGAGCUGCAGGAGGGGAACCUGGGCUGGCUGAAGUCCCGGCUGGCUGUGCUGAUAGAGAUCUGCUCCGAGACGGAUGCACAGAGUCAGGCUGGGGCAAUCAAUAAACUUUACACCAACUUCAAGGGCCUCCUCUCCUAUCUCACUGAGUCUGAGAAGGUGGUGCUGGCGGUGGGGGACUGUGUGCAGUUCAGGGAGGAGGUGCGUGGUGCACUGGAUGAGCUGGUGCAGGGUCAGCAGGAGGUACACCUGGAGGUGACCAGGAUACUGGACUCUGAGACCGUCAGGGAGGCCCAGCAAUUGCUCCAGGUUCACCAGCAACAGCUGAAGCGUCUGCGUAUGAAGAGGAAGGAUGUACAGCAGCAGAUCGCUAGGGGCCGUCAGCUACAGGCUGAGGAGGGGCUGGGGGAGACCUUACAGCUGGACCUGCAGAGUCUGGAGACAACACUCAGCAAUAUGGACCACACCAUGGACUCACAGGAGCAGGAGUUAGAGGUGACUCUGUCUUCGUGGCAGGAGUUUGACAGCCAGCAGAGGACAGUGCAGGAGUUUGUUACCAGGGCGCUCUCUGUCAUGGACAGAGACCUGAACUUUAGCAGCCCAGAGAGCCUGGCUACUGAACUGGACCAGGCCAGGGUGCUUUUAAAGCAGAGUGAAGCAGAAGCCUGCAUGGUGAACACCCUGUUGAGGAAAGCAGCAGAGAUCCAGCUUGGCCCAAAGAACACCACCUUGCUACUGGAGCAAGCCCGCUCCCUCAGCGAACAGCUGGACAAAGUGGAGGCUGGCCUCAAGAAAGACACCAAGGCUCUUGAUGGGAUGAAGAAUCAGUGGACUCGGUUUGGGACAGAGUUUGAGGCCUUCUCCUCGUGGAUCUCUGAGAAAGAGAAAGAAAUGGACGCUCUAAAGAGUUCUGCUGCUCCAUUUGGACAACAGAUCAACACAGUAAAGGCCGUGGGUGUGGAGCUGGGGGACAAGGCAGAGGUGUUAUCCCAGCUAGAGGCCCACUCCCAGGCCCUGGCCCAGUUCAUCUCCUCUGGUGAGGCAGCCCGUAUCAAGGCUCGGCUCACCCAGAUCGGCAGAUACUGGGAGGAGCUCAGGGAGAGUGUGGAGCAGCUAGAAGGACUGCUGCAGGAGAGCUCCUCCACACAGCACCGCUUCAACACCAGCCUGGAAGAGGCCAAAACAACACUUGGUGAUCUCCAUAAGAAACUGAACCAUCCUGUCACUUCCUGUACCUCCUCGUCAGAGACCUACAAAUGUCUCCAGAACCACAUGGAUGUGUCCCAGAGCUUGGAGAGCCUGAAGGCAGCCUUGUUGCCCCUGUCUGCUGGGGCACGUAGACUCAGUGACAGGGAGCAGGCUGAGAGGGCCGUGGCAGCUCUACAGACCAGCUAUGACCAGAGUCUAGGGCAGGCCAAAGAAAAACAGAACACACUGGAGACAGUGCUGUCUCUAUGGCAAAAGUAUGAGAAGGAUCGUUCUAGCUUUGUAUCCUGCUUGGAGAGAUGUGAGUCUACAUCCAAACCUGAGAGCCAUUGCCUGCCUGCAGAUAAAACCAAGUUGGAGAGUGAGCUGCAGGACCUGCAGAACUUGCAGUCUGAGGUGGUGUCGCUGGAGCCCCUCCAUGAUGGCCUGGUGGCCUCAGGGACAUCCCUGUACCCCACCGCCCCAGAGGAGAAGGCAAGGCAGCUCAGUGAUGACGUGGAGCAGCUGAAGAAGAGAUGGAACUCCCAGAAUGAACUCAUCCCUCACAGAAUCAAGGAGCUCCAGAGCCAGCUGUUCCAGGUGGAACAGUUUGACCAGUCCUUGUUGAAGUUCUCUCAGUGGUCUGAGAACCUCCUCUCCACCCUCCACUCAACCUCCCUGGUCAACAUCACUGACCUGCAGCCUGCUGUGGCCCAAGUCAAGGAAACACUAGCGGCUCUUCAGAAGCAGAGUGGUGUGAGGGAGAGCUUGGAGCUCCAGACAGAGGGGCUGUGUGCCUCGUGUGAACCCCAGGAUGCUCAGCUCCUCCAGGGGAGACAGGUCAACAGCCUACAGCCCUACCUGGAGGUCCAGCAGCUGGCUGAGCUCCGGCUGGACUGCCUGGGGAAGCUGGAGGCCUUCUUGGAGACCCACGGUGCGGCUGUGGGGGUACUACGAGGCUUGAGGCAUACGGUGGAGAGUUCAGGGAGCUGGGACCAUGGUCGGGUGGAGGAACUACAGAGAGAACUGGAGGCCAUCGUCCCAGACAUCAGCAGUCUGGAGACCCUGGCAGCCGGCCUGGACAGCAGCCUCUGUAAAGGCCACCUCCACAUGGUGAGCGGUGUGGAUGGGUCUGGGUCCCGGACGUUGUGCCGGGUGCUUGCUGAUGGUCUCAGCGGCGAGCUGGACACAGUGAGGAAUCUGCUUGGGACCAAGCAGAGUGAGGCAGAGGCCCUGGGAGCGCUAUGGAGCUCCUUCAGACAGAGGAAGGAACAGCUGUUGAAAAGCGUGGAGGACAUCAAGGAGAAGGCGGACCACCAGAGCCUCAGAGAACCCAGCCCACUCGCCCUGCAGCAGAGGCUGCGGUUCUUUAACCAGCUGGAGGAUGAGCUCCAGUCUCAAGAACACGAGGAGCAGUGGCUCAGGGACAAGGGUCAGCAACUAGCCCAGAGAGAUGCAGAGCUGGCCGGGGAGGUUCUCAGGGAGAUCAGCCUCUUGGAAACCACCUGGGAGGAUACCAAGAGACUCAUAACUGACAGGCAGGAGCAGUGCAGUGUUCUGAUGGAGCUGAUGAGAGAAUACCAUAACCUGAGGACAUCCAUAGCCGCCACCAUGGAGAACACUGAGGCUGACAUCGGCUCGGCUCUGAAAGACCACGAGGAGACCAAAAGAUCGCUGGCUAAGCAUGAAGCAGUGAAGGCAGAGAUGUUGGCCAAGCAGAGUGAGCUGGACCAGUUCUCCAGUAAAGGAAAACUUCUGCUGUGUGAUCUGAAGAAGAUCCCAGACUGUGAGGCUCAGCUGAUGACGACAGACAUGCAGACUCUAGUAGACCAGUGGCUCGAGGUGUCUGAGAGGGUUGAAAACAACAUUGAGCAUCUGAGCCAGAGCCUGGCGUUGUCGGAUGACGUGCAGCAGAUCAGUGAGGAGAUCGAGGGCUGGACCAACAGCUCAAUGAUGGAACUCAGUGAAAGCCUGAAUAACCUCAUUGGCAGCCAGAGAAUGGAGACCAGACUCUCUGCGUUACAGUUGGAGAUGGGGAAGAAAGAGCACCAGCUUGUGACCCUGCAAGGGAAAGUGUCAGAACUGAAGCAACUCAACUGUAGUCAGGACACUCCCGCCAAACUACAGGUGCUGGAGGCGGACCUGAGGAAAAAGCUGAGCCAGGUGCAGAAGCUAUGUGAGCAGGCCAAGGGAAACCUCAGGGACUUCAGCUCCCAGAGGAAGCAGUUAGAGGACUACAUUACCCACAUGUCUGAUUGGCUGAAGAGCUUAGAGCAGUCCCUGACGAGCUCACCGAUUGGCUCUGACCUAGAGGACAUCUGCAGAGUCAAGGACCUCCAGAAGGACCUUCAGAACCAGCAAGGCAGCAUAGAUUCCACCAGGGAGAGCUUGAACACUCUGUGUCGGAAGUACCCUUCUGAGGAGCUGGCUGGGCUGGGUAGUGCACUCACUGACCUUAUCAAGGGCUAUGAGUCUGUCAACCAGCUUUCCUCCAGGACCCUGGCCUCACUGCAACACGGCCUGCAAAAACACUUCAACGAGCUGGUUCGGGAGUUCCAUAGCUGGCUGUCUGGGCAGAGGGAGGUCGUGAAGGAGUGCUCUGACCAAUCAGGAGACACUAGCAUCGUGGAGCGUAAACUCCAGAAGCUAAAGGGGGCGCUGGAGCGUGUGGAGGACGGGGAGGUACGUCUGACUCAGGUGUGUGAGGAAGGGGAGAAGCUCCUGCUCCACCUCCCUAAGGCCAGUGCUGGCCAGGUGCAGCAGCACCUCUCCUCCAUCCAGCAGGACUGGGACCGCUAUGUUGAGCAGUGUAGACUCAACCAGCAGGCCCUGGAGGACAGCACUGCACAACUCAAUGGGUUUGAGGGGCGUCUGAAGAGGCUGAGGCAGUGGCUGGAACACAUGGAGCAGAGGGUGACCUCAGAGCUGCCUGAGGAGAAACACAGGGGUCUUGAGAAGGCAACACUGGAGGGGGUGGAGGAAUACCACCAGGAAGUGCUCAAAGAGAGGGACUCUUUCGAGCGACUGUGUCAGGAGUCACAGGUCUUGAAUGAAGGUGGACGGGGCGACGGUGGCGAGACGCGGGCGGCUGCAGGGCUGCAGUCUCAGCACCAGGCUCUGCUGCGGAGGGUGAGGGAGAGGCUGAGGUGCUGCCAGGUAAACCUACAGGAACAGGAAGCAUUUAAGGAGACCCUGCAGAGCACCUGGUCCUGGCUAAACGGGAUGAAGGAACGACUGGGGACCCUCAAUAGUACCCUGGGGAACAAGGUGACGCUGGAGAAGAGACUGGGACUUGUACAGGACAUCCUGUUGAUGAAAGGCGAAGGCGAGGUGAAGCUGAACAUGGCGGUAGGGAAGGGCGAGCAGGUUCUGAAGCACCACAGUGUGGAGAGUCAGGAGGCCUUCUGCUCCCAGUUACAGAACCUGAAGGACGCCUGGGCCAGCAUGCUCAUGACCUCCAUGAGUUGUCACAGUCGUCUGGAAUGGACGGUAGCCCAGUGGAGUAACUACCAGGAUAGUAAGGGGCAGCUGCAGCAGUGGAUGGAGUCUGUGGAGCAGGAGGUGGGUCUGGCCCUGGACCAGCAGCCAGGCCUGAAGGAGAAGGCCUAUCUCCUGGAGCGUCUCAGAGCCCUCCAGGCUGACGUGGAGGCCCACGCAGCACCACUGGCCAGGCUGACAGAGACGGCUGCAGAGCUGCAUGAGAAGACAGGUGACCAGGCCUUUGGACCAGAGCAGAGAAUGGAACUCAAUGCACACUUCGCUGACAUUACCGCUGUCGUCAAGGGUAAGGUUCAGGCCAUGGAGAACAGAGUGACAGAGCAUGAGCACUACCUGGAAGCUGUGAGGGACUUCAAUGAUUGGCUGGCCUCUGCCAAGGAGGAGCUCCAGCGCUGGUCUGACCUGUCAGGAGACUCCACCUCUGUAAACAGGAAACUUGCCAAAGUCCAGGAGCUGAUAGACUCCAGGCAGCGUGGCCGAGAGCGUCUGAGCCGGGUGCAGCGUUGUGGGGCUGCAACGAGGGACCACACUGGCUCCGCGGGCUUCGAGGCAGUGGAGAGGGAGGAGGCAGCCCUGCUGUCUGCCUGGGAGCAGUGGGAGCGCGGGGCACUGCAGAACAGGGCAGGCCUGGAGACUGCUCUCUCCCAACUCGCCAGCUCCGAACAGGAGUUUAACUGCUUGGCUGCUCAGCUGGAGGUGGACCUGCAGGAGUUUAGCAGUCAGCUACAGGAGUGGAGACACAGGCUCUCUCAUGUAGAGGGGAAAAACAGUAGGGAGGAGGCUGUGCAGGGCUGGCAGAUUGCAAAGGACACUCUGGAAGGUCUGGUCAAAAUGGAGCCCAUGUCAGACAGUCUGAAGUUCCAGCUCAACGGCCUGUGUCGGUUCUCCAAGGACCUGGGUACUCAGUCAGAGAGAGUGUCCUCCCUUAUCAAGGAGUACAACAGGCUGAGCCUGCAGGCCUCCAGAGAAUGCCAAAACAAAGAGAAGCUUCUGGAGCAGGAGUUCCGUGCCGCUUUCCGAGAGUUCCAGCAGUGGCUGGUCAAUGCCAAAAUCAACACAGCCAAGUGCUUUGAUGUGCCUCAGAACCUCAGUGAGGCCUCCUCCAGCCUGCAGAAGAUACAGGAGUUCCUGAGUGACAGGGAGCAGGGCCACUCCAAACUAAAUGCUGUGGUGCUCAGUGGUGAGCUGGUGGUCAGUAUCGCUGCCAAGGACAGAGUAGAUGCUGUCCGGGCCAAAAUGAGCAGUGCCAGAGAAGACUGGAAGACUCUGAUGUCCAACUUGCACCAGAGGGAGACUGCCCUACAGAACCUCCAGUCUCAGAUGAAGGACUUUGAGGCGAGUGUGGAGCCUCUUCAGGAGUGGCUGAACGGGACAGAGGUUGCUGUACAGGAGAGCAGCACACGACUCCAUGACCUCACUGCCAAAAAGCAGGAGUUGCACAAGCUGCAGGAGAAGGCUUCCCGUAUCCACCGUAUCGUCACUGAGCACCAGCUGUUCUCCCAGGGGCUGAAAGAGCUGCAGAACUGGGUGGCCGACACCAGGCAUAUGCUGCAGACCUACCGCACUCCCACAGCAGACAAGAACGUCCUGGACUGCAGGAUGAUCAAGCUGGAGGCGUUGCUGACAGCACGUCAGGAGAAGGAGAUCCAGCUGAAGAUGCUGGUCACCAGGGGAGAGUCUGUCCAGAGGAACACAUCAGUAGAGGGUGUACCAGUAGUCUGCAAGAACAUCCAGGACCUCAAAGACUCCUGGGAUACCCUGCUUUCCGCCUCCAUCCAAUGCAAAAGCCAGUUGGAGGGAGCCCUCUCCCAGUGGACCAGCUACCAGGAGGACGUGUGUCAGUUUGUGGGCUGGGUGGAGCGUGUUGAGGAGAGCCUGGACCCAAGAGACAAACAAUGCUCCGAGAUGAGAGACAAAACUGCCAACCUGGGCAAAGCCAAGCUUCUCUAUGAGGAGGUUCUUAGCCACAGCAGUCUACUGGACACCAUCACCGUGAAGGGAGCCAACAUGGCGGAACACUACGUUACCCAGCUAGAGCUCCAGGACCUGCAGGAACGAUACCACACCGUCAAGGACAACACCAAGACUGCGGUGGGGAAGGCAGAAGAGCUGGUGCAGGUCCACCAGGAGUACGAGAGAGGCCUAAAUGUGUUUGAGGCGUGGCUGGAGCAGGAGCAGGAGAAACUGGGCUGCUACACACAGCUAGAGGGGGAUGUGGACACUCUGGAGGAGACGCUUCAGAAACUACAGGAGCUGCAGGUCCAGUGCACGGAGGGCGAGGCCCUACUCAACACCCUGCUGGACAGUAGAGACCAGGUUGUGCCCUGGGGUGUCCCCCAAAUCGAGGACCGGGUCCUGGAGACCUUGCAGCAGAACUGGAAUCUGUACCAGGGUAAGCUGGGAGACACCAGGACCCAGCUCAACAGUACCCUGGCCAAGCUCCGCCAGAUGGAGCAAAAGUUUCAGGGUCUGGACAGCUGGCUGAAUAGCAUGGAGAGCAAAGGUCAACUGAGGAGUCAUCGCCGGUCGGACCGUGCCACCAAGGACGCUCAACUCCAACUGAUAAAGAGUUGGCAGGAGGAGGUGCUAGUGUACCAGGAGGAGGUGGAGGGUCUGAGUGUUCUAGCCCAGCAGGUCAUAGAUGAGACCCACAUCAGCAGCCGGGUCAGCACCAGAGCUACCCAACUCACCUCCCGCUACCACGCCCUGCUACUGCACCUACUGGAGAGCAUCAAGCAACUACAGGUGGAGGUGUGUUGCAUCGAGGAGGCCCAGAAUGUGCUCAGGACCUUCUCUGAUUGGCUGAGCUCGGCCAAGAACAACUUCAGCACCAUGGCCAUCAGCAUCAGUGUAGUAGACCGUCUUACCAUGGAGAGGAAGAUGAAGACACUGGAGGCUCUUCAGGGUGACAUGGAGCAGGGCCACAGCUUCCUGAAGACGAUGCGUGAGAAGACAGAGCGGGCCGUGGCCUUCCUGGAGGAACCAGAAGCUGAGCAGCUGAGGGAGGAGGUGGAUGCUCAUAGAUCCCAGCUAGAGGGCCUGAUGGCUGGGUUACGCACGGAGCACAGCUCCCUGGAGAAAUGCAUCUCCCUCUCCAAAGACUUCCUGGACAAGUACAAGGCCCAGGCACAGUGGCUCGCUGAGACCAAGGCUUUGUUAAGCUCACCCAUUGAGCUCAAAGCUGAGCUCUACCAGAAGAAGGCCCAGUUAGCCAAAUAUAAGACAAUCCAGCAGACAGUGCAUUCCCACGAGUCAGCGGUGAGGUCAGUGGUUGAGAAAGGAGAGGUUCUGCUGGAUAUGGUCUGUGACCCCACCAUCAGAGACAACAUGAACAGGUUGCAGACUGACUACCAGGAACUCUGCACUGCAGCCAAGAGCCAAGUCCAGAGUCUGGUGGAGUGGGUGAAGGAGCAUGAGUGCUACAACAGUGAGCUCCAGGAGGUGGAGAAGGGGCUCCUACAGAUGUCCAGUAGGCUGGUCACCUCAGACUCCAUGCAGACAUGUAGUAUGGAGACGGCCACACAACAACUGGCCCGCCACAAGGCAAUCAUGGAGGAAAUAGCUAGUUUUGAGGAGCGCCUGACCAGUCUGAAGGAGAAAGGAGAUGACUUGGUGUCCAGCUGUACAACAGACCAGAUGCAGGCUAAGACCAGCCAGCAGGUCAAGGCUCACCAUCAGGGCACCAGAGACAGCUACUCAGCCAUCUGCAGCAGCGCACAGUGUGUUUACCAGAGUCUGGACAGAGAACUGCAGAAGCAUGUCAGUCACCAGGACACUCUGCAGCAGUGCCAGACCUGGCUCUCCACCGUCAAUGAGGAGCUACUGCUGCACUGUCAACCUCCCUUUGGCAUGCAGGAGGCCCUCAAACAGGUGAAGCACUACAGGGCUCUACAGGAGCAGGCCAGUACGUACCUGGACCUGGUGUGUUCUGUGUGUGACUUGUCUGAUGAUGCUGUGAGAGCCACCACUGCGGAAGUCCAGCAGGUCAAACACACGAUGGAGGAGAGGAUGUUGAGCUCCCAGGAGCUAUGUGAGGGCUGGAGGGAGAUAAAGGAGCAGAAGCAGGAGCUAUCUGAUCAGUUCCAGGACAUGGAGCAGCAGCUUCUCAGCCUCUCCAGAAGACCAGCGGAGCUCGAGACCAAGAUCGCCCUCAACAUGCUCACCCAGGCCAAGGAGUUUAGCCAACAGCUGCAGAGUAAACAAGCCACCCUAUCCAGGAUGACAGAGAGUGUGAGUCGUCUGACUGCGGGCCAGGACAGCCCGGAACAUGGAGAGAUAGGGCGUCUGAGCCAUGCCUGGCUGGGGCUGUUUCACCAAGCUAACAGGCUGAAGGGCCAGAGACAGGAGGACCUGCAGAGGAUCCAGGAGUACCACAACUGCAUCACAGCCAUGGAAGCACUUUUUGAGCAAAUGUCUAAGGAGUGGGAUAACCUGGCCAGGACUGAUGCUGAAAGUUCAUCUGAGCACUUGGAGGCGCUGAAGAAACUCGCCGUAGCUCUCGGAGACCAGAAGGGAACUCUGGAGGACCUGAAGGACCAGAGGCAGAAAGUCACCCACCACCUGAACCUGGAUGACAAGGAGCUGGUGAAGGAACAGAUCAGCCAUUUUGAGCAGCGCUGGGUUCAGCUGCAGAGCCUCAUCAACAGGAAGAUACAGGACUCAGUGCUGACCUUGGAGGACAUGGCCACGGUGGAGGCCCGUCUAAGGGAGGCCAGGGAGUGGGCCGAAGAGCAGCAGCCAGGCCUUUCUGAAGCCAUGAAGAUGAGUCCUCCUCCAGAGUUGGCCCAAAGCUUCCUCUUCGACCACCUCAGCAUUUGCAGUGAACUGGAGGCCAAGCAGCUGCUUCUGGCCCAGGCCAUGAGUGAUGCUGACCGUGUCCUGGCUCACCUGGGGCUCAACGAGUGCCAGCGCCUGCAGCAGCUCAUUUCAGACACUCAGGCCGAGGUGGAGUCACUCAGCGUGAAGGUGGCUCAACGCAGAAAGCACCUCAGCAAGGCCUUCACUGAGAGGACCCAGUUCCUGCAGGCUGUCAACCAGUCCAUCACCUGGGUCCAGCAGAAUGAGAAGAAGGCCCAGGCGGAGGAGUACAUUGCACUGCUACCUGACGACCUGGCCAAGCAGGUUAAGGCCUGCAGGAGCAUCCAGAGCAGCCUGAAGGCCUACCAGAGCGAGCUUACCUCCCUGUGGUCUCAGGGCAGAGACCUGAUGAAGGACGCCACGCAGGAUGAGAAGGUGGAGAUGCUCACCAAGCUGCAGGAGCUGCAGAACAUCUUUGAAAAAGCCCUGCAGAAAUGUGUCCAGAGGCUCCAAGAACUGGACAUGGUGCUUGUCUCCAGGAAGUACUUCAAGGCAGACCUGGAAAAGACGUGUCAGUGGCUGAAACAAGCAGACAUUGUGACCUUCCCUGAGAUCAACCUCAUGAAUGGCGACUUAGAGCUGACCGUGCAGCUUUUGAAGUACCGGCAGAUAGUAGAGCAGGCGAUGGAAUAUGAAAACCUCUUACUGAUCGUCCAGAGAACUGGUCAGGAGAUCCUGCCCACUCUGAAUGAAGUGGACCACUGUUACUUGGAUGAGAAACUCAAUGCCCUGCCACAGAAAUACAACAGCAUACUGGCUCUGGCCAAAGAGAAACAGGAGAAGAUCGAGCAGGCCAUCCUAGCCAGAAAGGAGUACGCCUCCUUCAUAGACGUGACUCAUAAAGCAUUGAAAGAACUUGAGGAGCACUUCCAUAACUUAGGGUUGCAGCCUGUUGGUCUGCAGACAGAGCAGGUUGUGAAUUUACUGAGUGACUACAAAGCUCUUCAGGUAGAUCUGGGCAACCUUGGUCUGGCUGUCAGUGAACUGAACCAGAAGAAAGAAGGCUUCCGCAGCACCGGUCAACCCUGGAGACCUGAAGAGUUGACCCAGCUGGUGAGUCUUUACAAUGGGCUCAAGAGGCUCAUCGAACAGCGGGUGGAGCAUCUCGACGACACACUGGAGUCCUUCGAGGACCACAAGGCCAUGGCCAUGCAGGUGGACUCUGAGCUAAAGGCUACCAAAGAAGAGCUAGUCAAGGUCAAUGCAGAGACCCAGUCGGUGGAGGAGAGGCUGAAGAAUUACCAUGCCCUGGCCGGGAGUCUUCAGAGCGCCAGCUCUCACCUGUCCAGACUCAUGGAGCAGAUGGAUAACUUAGCUCCUCAGCUGGACAAGGCUGCCCAUGACGCUUCCAGGGAACAGGUGGUCCUUUGGCAGGAGGAGCUGCAGUCCCUACAGUCUGCCGUGGGGGAGCUGAUAGUGGAGUGUGAGAAUAGGUUUGUCCAGAGUAAAGACUUUGAGACGGAGGUGAAGAGAACGCUGGACUGGCUGCAGCAUAUGAGGGAUGAGCUGGGCUGUGCUGUCGUAGUGGUGGACGUGAGGGUAGAAAAGGUCCAGGAAGAGAUCAGGAAACAGCAGAUAAUGCAGGAUGAGGUUCAGUCCAGGCUGAGGAUCGUGGAGGCCCUGAGCAGUAGGGAGAAACAGAAGUACACCAGCGCCAACGAACUGGUCCCAGCCCACGUUGACCUGAGCCUGGAGGAGAUGGCCAAGCUACAGGCUGAUGUACAGCAAGCAAUGAGUUCCAAACAAAUCACCCUGGAGCAGGCCUUGGCGUUGUGUCAGAAGUACCACUUCCGGAUGCAGUCUGCGUGUCAGUGGCUGGAGGACGCUGUGGCCUUCCUACAACUGGCCAGUCUGGGGGUGGACGUAGAGAACUAUGAAGAGUGUCUCCGCCAGCAGGAGGACAUCCUGGCCUCAGAGCAGAAGUUCCUAGACCACCUGCAGGAGUUGGAGGCUCUGCCCCCCCAGCUGGAGAACCUGGUGAACCCCACAGCCAAGGAACAGCUCAGACUGAAUGUGGAGUCUGCUCAGCAGAGAGGAGUGGAGGUCCGAGAUCAGCUGCAGAAUCACCAGGACGUCCUGAUCAGCUGUGGGGCCAAGUGGAAGUCUUACCAGGAGGCGAGGCAGACGGUGAUUGAACUGAUGAACGAGGCAGAGCAGAAGCUUACUGAGUUUUCCACCGCAAAGGCUGCCACCUUUCUGGAGGCCGAGGAGAAACUCAGGAGUCACAGGUCCCUGUUGUUGAUGGUGAAUGGGUUCCAGGAGAAGCUGACAGGGCUGGAGGAGCAGGCAUCACAACUGGAGCUGGUGGGUAGUGAGGCCAGCAAGGCCACCAUCAGCCGCUCCAUGACCACGGUGUGGCAGCGCUGGACCCGGCUUCGCAGCGUGGCGCGAGGGCAGGAGAGGGUACUGGAGGACACGGCCCAGGAGUGGGGGACCUUCAGAGAGAAGAUGGUGAAGCUGAGGAGCAUGGUGGAGGAUCUACAGAGCCGUAUUAUAGACUGUGUUGUGGAGAAGGCCUCCAAGGCUACCCUACAGUCUGUGUUGGACCAGCAUGAGCUGCUAAUCCAGGAUGUAGAGGGAGAGCUGUCCUCCCUCACCCUGCUGCGUCAGUAUGCCCUCAGCCUGCUCCAUGAUGUGGAGGUCCCUUCACCAUCGCCCACCUCUGGACAGGAUGAACUACCCAGUCUCAAGGAGAUCAGAGCAGUACAAGACCACCUGGAAAGUCUGCUGCAGCAGGCGCAGACCAAGCGUACCCAGGCUGGGGUGGAGCUGAGGGACAGAGAGGGGGUAGAGAAGAACCUGAGUGUGGUCAAAGCCUGGAUCCAGGAGACCAGGGAGCUGCUCCCCAACCCCACCUCAGAUAUAGAUGCUCUGCUGCAGGAGCUGGAGGUGGUUCACGGUGAUGUGAUUGGCUACCGUCAGCAUGUGGAUAAGAUAGCAGAGCAGCAGCAGAGCAAGUAUCUGGACCUGUACACCAUCCUGCCCUCAGAGAUCUCCAUGCAGCUGGCUGAGGUGUCCCUAGCACUGGGGGCCAUCCAGGACCAGGUUCUGUCCAAAGAGAAAGAGAUCCAGAAGACAAGAGACAUCAAGGAGGACAUCAGUUCCAGGAUCCAUGACGUGUCGGAGAAGAUGAAAGCCAUCUCCACCAGUCUCAAUGACAAAGCCAGCGAUGUCCAUCACGCUAAAGACGAGACCAAGUGUCUUUGUGAUGAUCUGGAGAGCUGUCAUCGGACUCUGUCAGAGCUGGAUGCUGCGGUCCAGGAGUUCGGCAGACGGAACCCCAUCUUGGCCAAACAGCUGAGUGAUGCCAUCGUCAAGUUAGGAGACAUCCACCACCACACUGCCAGACUCGCCGAGUGUAGAUCCAUCUGGCUCAAAAAGGCAGGGACCCAUCUAGAGGAGUACAAUGAGAUGCUGGACUUCAUAGUGAGGUGGUCAGAGAAAGCCAAGGGCCUGGUGAGGGCCAACAUCAUCUGGAACUCCUCCUCUCAUCUGCAGGAACAGAUAAGGAUGGACGAGUCCGUGCUGCGUGAAUCUCGAGAGCUCCAUGGGGACCUGCAGGCCAUGGGAGAGAAGGUGGAUCUGCUGUCUGAGGUGCUGCAGACGGAGAACAUGUCCCAGCAGGUGUGUGAGCUGAGCCGCCACACCGAGGAGCUCCAGCAGACCAUCAGGACACGGCUGCAGAGCCUUCAGGACGCAGCCAAGAGUAUGGAACCUCUGGAGUAUGAGGUGAAGACCCUACAAGUGGCUCUGCAACAGGUCCAAGCUACACUGACCUCUCCUGAUCUUGUCCGACAGAGUCUCAAAGAACAACUGGCCCAGAGACAGCGUCUGCUGUCAGAGAUGGAGGGCUUCAAGCUGCAGGUGCAGGCGGUGCAGCUGUGUCAGAGCGCCCUGCGCGUCCCAGAGGAGGUGAUGCCUGACCUGGCUAUCUGUCACACGGCACUAGGCCUACAGCAGGAGGCCAGCCAGCUACAGCAUGUCGUAAUACAGCAGUGCAACAUUCUACAGGAGGCUGUUGUGCAGUAUGAGCAGUAUGAGCAGGAGGCGAAGCACUUCCAGGGGCUGAUAGAGGAUGCCCACAGGGUCAUCCAGGACCGACCCAUUCCCACCAGCACUAUCCAGGAACUGCAGGCUCAGAUCCUACACCAUGAGGAGCUGGCCCAGAAAAUCAAGGGUUACCAGGAGGAGAUAGCCAGUCUGAAUUCGAAGUGUAAGAUGCUGACUGUGAAGGCCAAACAUGACACCAUGCUACUCACUGUGAGUGACACGGAGCGGGUGGGGCUUACCGUGGAGGACCUGGAUGGAGACAUAGACAAACCAUCUGUUCUUAUGAUGACGGCUGGCCGCUGUCACACCCUUCUGUCCCCGGUCACCGAGGAGUCUGGGGAGGAGGGUACCAGCAGUGAGAUCUCCUCUCCUGUCUGUCGCUCCCCUUCUCCUAGCACUCACACACAGAUGGGACGAGACACCCUCCCCGGAGCUCCCGUACAGGAGCUAAAUGACCCGAUGUUUGAAUCUGAGGCUAACCUAGAUGACCUUCAACGCUCCUGGGAGACCCUGGAGAAUGUGAUCAGUGAGAAGCAGAGGUCUCUGUAUGAGGCGCUGGAGAAGCAGCAGUGCAACCAGGGUUCUCUUCAGUCUAUCUCUAAGAUGGAGGCCAUCGAGGCCAAACUCAACAAGCCACUGGAGGCUGACCAGAGCACAGAUAGUCAUAUGGAAGCCCAUCAGGCCGUGGUGGAGGAGGUUCAGAGGCUGCAGGAGGAGAUAGACAAGCUGCAGACCAGCUUCUCAGACGAGCUUGGUUCUGAUGCUGUGGACGACACGGCCCACCAGCUGGCCAUGCAGUCCACCCUCACUGUCCUGUCUGAGAGGAUGGCCACCAUACAGAUGAAGGCCUCAGGAGAACGACAGCUACUGGAGAAGCGUGUCAGUGACCGUCUAGAGGAGCAGCAUCAGGAGCGUGUCAGUGACCGUCUAGAGGAGCAGCAUCAGGAGCGUGUCAGUGACCGUCUAGAGGAGCAGCAUCAGGAGCGUGUCAGUGACCGUCUAGAGGAGCAGCAUCAGGAGCGUGUCAGUGACCGUCUAGAGGAGCAGCAUCAGGAGCGUGUCAGUGACCGUCUAGAGGAGCAGCAUCAGGAGCGUGUCAGUGACCGUCUAGAGGAGCAGCAUCAGGAGCGUGUCAGUGACCGUCUAGAGGACCAGCAUCAGGAGCAGACCUUACGACAUUACCUCAACCAAGCUGACCAGAUGGACCAAUGGCUGCUCAGCACCCGCGAAGCCCUCGGUCCCAGUGCUGAGGAGGAGCAACUCAUAGACGGCCAGAACAUGCUGCAGGAGAUAGAGCAGAAGGUGGUGGCCCUGUCGGAGCUGACCAUGCGCAGCGAGAGCCUGCUUCUGGAGGGAAGGCAGGAGACGCGGAUGGACAUGAGGGAGGACACAGAGCAGCUGGCCAGGAAGCUGCGGACGCUGAAGGGAAGUCUGCUGGAGCUGCAGAGGAUGCUGCAGGACAAACACAUCAACAUCCAGGACCAGGAGGAGAGUGAGUCUGACUCCACUCUGUCUCAGGGGCCCAUCGUGCAGGACUGCCUGGUCCAGGCCCACGCCACACUCUCACAACACCACCAGGACAGCCUCCAGAGACAGAGGGAGCUGGAGGAGCAGCUAGCUGAACAGAAGAAGCUGUUACAGUCUGUAGCCAGUAUAGGAGAGGAGAUCCUGAUAAAGCAGGCCUCACCUAGCAGUGUCAGUAUGACGGAGCCCUGCUCUCCAGAGAUACUGCUGGAGCGAGAGACCCGGGCUGCCCAGUACCAGAUGAGACAGAGGUGGGAGAGCCUGAGGAAAGAACUGAGCACCAAGCUCCAGCUCCUACAGAAAACCCUGGAACAAGACCACAAGCAACAGGUUUCCUCCAGAACUGCCGCUGGAACCCUGUUUAAAGCAGAGAUCUGUAAAACAGAGGACACAUCUUCACUGAAGAUGUUAUAUGAGGGUUUCAGCCAAACGAUGGAGGAGAUGUCUUGUCAAACUGGGGCCUCUGAGGGUAAGGUGAUCCCCAUGGAGCAGCAUCUCUACCAGGCUGUGUCAGCGACCUCCUCCUGGCUGGAUGAUGUAGAGAACACCCUGUUCUCUGGUCCUACGCUGCUGACGGAGAACGCUGAGACACAGCUACAAAACCAGGAGGCCUUAGGGAGGGAUGUCAGUGAGGUGACUGGGGUGGUGAGCCACAGUCGGGGUCUCCUAGGCCAACCUACAGGGCUGUGUGCGGAGGACCAGGUCCUGUUAGAGGACACACUGGACUGUCUGACAGAGAGGCUGCAAACUCUGGACUCUGCCCUGGAGCGACGCUGUGAACACAUGAGGAUUAGGAUGCAGGAACUCACUGCCUACCAGACGGAGUCACAGCUUGUCCUGGCUGAUUUAACCGACACCAAGUGCCAGAUCCUUCAGACGUUGGCGGGAGCCACGGACAGACCAGGAUCCAAACAGCUUGAGGUCAUAGCUGAGGCUGAGGAGGGUUUGAGAGAGUUUGAGCAGAGGAUCACCCAGCUGAAAACAAGAGGAACAGAACUACAGGCAGAACAGAUGCUCAAGCUACAGGAUGCCUAUGAGGAGUUGGUGAUGACGGUGGGCUCGCGGCGUAGCAGCCUGAACCAGAACAUGGCUCUGAAGGGGCAAUAUGAGAGGGCUCUGCAGGACCUGGCUGACCUGGUGGACACUGCUCAAGACAAGAUGGCCGGCGACCAGAGGGUCAUCGCCAGCUCUGUGGAGGAAGUUCAGAUUCUCCUUGACAAACACAAGGAGUUCUUCCAGAGUAUGGAGUCCCACAUGAUCCUGACGGAGACGUUCUUCACGAAGAUCAGUGGCCUGGUGGUUCCCAGAGAGAAGCAGGCUCUGGAGGAGAUACUGACCCUGACCCAGGGAGUCCUCAAACAGGCCCACAGGAGAGGGGUGGCGCUGGAGUACAUACUGGAGACUUGGAGCCGUCUGGUGCCGGACUACCAGGCUCUGUGUAUGCAGUUGGAGGCAGUGGAGGGUAGCAUCCCCACAGUGGGCCUGGUGGAGGAGACAGAGGAGAGCCUCACUGAGAGGAGUUCACUCUAUCAGAGUCUGAAGGGCAGACUGAUGGAGCACCAGCACAAGCUGAGCCAGGUGCUGGAGGAGGGGAAGAGGCUGCAGCUAUCUGUGUGCUGUCCUGGCCUGGACACAAAGCUCACAGUGCUAGGGGAACACUGGCUCAGCAACACUACCAAGGUCAACAAGGAGCUGCAGAGACUAGAGGCCAUCCUCAAACAUUGGACCAGGUAUCAGAAGGAGUCAUCAGAGUUGAUUGGCUGGCUGCAGUCUGCUCUAGAACGUCUGGACUUCUGGAACAAUCAGGCAGUCGUAGUUCCACAGGGGAUGGAGACCCGCAGGGACCAUCUCUCUACCUUCCUGGACUUCUGUAAAGAGGUGGAGUCACGUUCAUCUCUGAAGAAUUCUGUGCUGACUGAGGGCAACCAGCUUCUGAGGGUGAAGAGGGUUGGAACUGCAGCCCUGCGGUCUGACCUGGCCCGCAUAGACUCAGAGUGGACCCAACUACUCACACUCAUCCCAGGGGUGCAGGAGAAGCUACACCAGUUACAAAUGGAGAAGUUGGCCUCUAGGCAUGCCAUCUCUGAACUGGUCAACUGGAUAUCUCUGAUGGAGAAUGUGAUUGGAGAGGACGAAGAGAACCUGAAAGGAGCAGUGGGGUCGACUGUCAUCCAGGACUAUCUACAGAAAUACAAGGGCUUCAGAGUUGAUGUGCGCUGUAAGCAGCUGACGGUGUAUUUUGUGAACCAGUCUGUGCUCCAGAUCAGUGAUCAGGAUGUGGAGAGCAGGCGCAGCGACCAGACAGACUUUGCCGAGAAUCUGGGAGUAAUGAACCGACGCUGGCAGUUACUACAGGGACUCAUCACGGAGAGGGUCCAGUUCCUGGAGACUCUGCUGGAGGCCUGGUUGAACUAUGAGAACAACAUACAGGGCCUGAAGACCUGGCUGCUCACUCAGGAGGGGAGGCUGAAGAGGAAACCCAGGAUAGAGGACCUAAACUCCGUACAGAACGCUCUCAAUGAUUGCCAGGAGAUGGAGGAGAAGGUGAAGGAGAAGGAGGGUGAGGUGGAGCGGGUGGAGGAGCAGGCCUGUGCCCUCAUCCAGAACAAAACCGACGAGGCCUGCGCUGUCGUCAUGGAGACGCUCCAAGCUGUCAAUCACACCUGGGCUAACCUGGACCACCUGAUCGGCCAGCUGAAGAUCAGCCUCGUGUCAGUGCUGGACCAGUGGAGUCUGUACAAGUUGGCCUCAGAGGAGAUGAAUGGCUACCUGAUGGAGGGGAGGUACUCUGUGUCCCGUUUCCGCCUCCUCACCGGCUCCCUGGAGGCUGUACAGCUACAGGUGGAGAGUCUCCAGAGCCUACAGGAGGAACUGGAGAAGCAGGAGGGCAGUCUGAGGAAGUUUGGCUCUGUGACACACCAGCUGCUGAAUGAGUGCCACCCGUCUGUGUCCGACUCCCUCAACAAUACCCUGAAGGACGUCAAUGCUAGGUGGAGCAGUCUCCUGGAAGAGAUCUCAGAGCGUCUGAAGAGCAGCAAAGCCCUGCUACAGCUGUGGCAGCACUACAAGGAGCUGUAUGGAAAGAGUAGCUCCAGUGUCCAGCUACAAGAGGAGCAGGCUGACCGACUCCUGGAGACCGCCUGCACCAAGGACAUCACAGACGAGGAGGUCUCCACCUGGAUCCAAGACUGCAGCGAGUUGCUUCGUGCCCAGGCUCCAGUGAAGGCAUCUCUACAGGUUAUUCAGGAGCUAGGAGAUCAGCUGAAGCAACAGGUGGACACCUCCACAGCAUCCGCCGUCCAGUCAGACCACCUCUCUCUGACCCAGCGCCUGGCCACUGUGGAGCAGGCCCUCGGCAGACAGCUCACUACACUACAGACGGGAGUCCAGGACUAUGAGACCUUCAGUGAGCAGCUGGGUUCCUUAGGUCGCUGGAUGGUGGAGGGAGAAGAGGCUCUGAAGAUCCAGGAUCCCAACAGUUCUUCUGACCUGUCCAUCAUACAGGACCGAAUGGAGGAACUCAAGAGACAGAUCUUGAGAUUCAGUAGCAUGGCUCAUGACCUGGAGCGUCUCAACGAGCUGGGCUACAGGCUUCCUCUCAACGACAUUGAGAUCAAACGCAUGCAGAACCUUAACCGUAGCUGGUCUGCAGCCAACGCCCAAACCACUGAGAGGUUCAGCAAACUGCAGUCAUUCCUGCUGCAGCAGCAGACGUUCCUGGAGAAGUGUGAGACGUGGAUGGAGUUCCUGGUACAGACAGAGGGGAAGCUGGCCGUGGAGAUCUCUGGGAACUACCAGAGUCUGAUGGAGCAGCAGAGAGCGCACAAACUAUUUCAGGCUGAGAUGUUCAGCCGUCAGCAGAUCCUCCACUCUAUAAUCAGUGAUGGCCAGAGGAUGCUGGCGCAGGGACAGGUGGAUGACAGGGAUGAAUUCAACCAGAAGUUGUUGCUGUUGAGUAACCAGUGGCAGGGCGUUGUGCGUCGCGUCCAGCAAAGGCAGGGUAUCAUCGACAGCCUGAUCCGCCAGUGGCAACGUUACAGGGAUAUGUCAGAGAAGCUGAGGAAAUGGCUAGUGGAGAUCUCACACCCCGCCGAGGCCCUACUGGCUGGGGCGCCCGUAUCCCUGCAGCAGGCCAGAUCCAUGCUGGAUGCAGUUCAGAUAAAGGAGAAGGUCCUACAGCGACAGCAGGGCUCUUACAUCCUGACAGUAGAAGCUGGGAAGCAGCUGCUCCUAUCUGCAGACAGCAGGGCAGAGGUGUCUCUGCAGGGAGAGCUCACAUACAUCCAGGAACGCUGGAGACACGCCACCAUCUGCCUGGAGGAACAGAGGCGUGAGCUGGACAAGCUGGACAAGGACUGGGAGACAUGUGAGAGAGGCAUCGAGGGUUCUCUGGAGAAGCUGAGGGAGUUCAAACGGCAGUUCUCUCAGUCCCUCCCUGAUCACCACGAGGACUUGCAAGCGGAACAGAUGCGAUGCAAGGACUUGGAGAAGACGUUUGACGGCUGGACAGAAGACCUAGCCCACCUGACGAUGCUGAGGGAGUCCCUGUCUAGCUACAUCAGUGCUGAGGACCUGUCUGUUCUACAGGAACGCAUGGAGCUUCUGCACCGCCAGUGGGAGGAGAUCUGUCACCAGCUAUCCCUGCGGCAGCAGCAGGUGGGUGAGAAGCUGAGUGAGUGGGCUGUGUUUAAGGAGAAGAACAGGGAGCUCUGUGAUUGGCUUACCCAAAUGGAGAGCAAGGUCUCUCAGAACGGAGACGUCAGAAUCGAGGAGAUGAUCGAGAAGCUAUGCAAGGACUACUCUGAGGAGAUAGCGGUGGCUCAGGAAAACAAGCAGCAGCUGUACCAGCUGGGGGAGAGACUGGCCAAGGCCAGCCAUGAGAACAAGGCAUCUGAGAUUGAACACAAACUCAGCAUGGUGGGCGAGCGCUGGCAACACCUGCUGGACCUCAUUGGAGCCAGGUUGAAGAAGCUGAGGGAGACUCUGGUGGCAGUGCAGCAUCUGGAUAAGAACAUGAUUAGUCUGCGGUCCUGGCUGACCCACAUAGAGACUGAGCUGUCCAGACCCAUCCUAUACGACACCUGUGACUCCCAGGAAAUACAGCGGAAGCUGGACCUGCAGCAGGAGCUUCAGCGUGACAUAGAGAAGCACAGCACAAGUGUGGCGUCUGCGUUGAACCUGUGUGAGGUGUUGUUACACGACGGUGACGUCUGUGCCACGGACACAGAGUGUGAUUCCAUCCAGCAGACCACCAGGAACCUGGACCGCCGUUGGAGGAGAAUCUGUGCCCUGUCCAUGGAGAGGAGGCUCAAGAUUGAAGAGACAUGGCGUUUAUGGCAGAAGAUCAUAGAAGACUUUAUGCGUUUUGAGGAGUGGCUAGUGACCUCAGAGAAGACCGCUGCUCUACCCAACUCUUCAGGAGUACUGUACACAGUGGCCAAGGAAGAACUCAAGAAGUUUGAGGCAUUUCAGUGUCAGUCCCAUGAGAGCCUGACCCAGCUAGAGACGAUCAAUAAACAGUACCGCCGUCUGGCCAGGGAGAACCGCACAGACUCCUCCUGUCGCCUCCGGGAAAUGUCCCACGACGGGAACCAGCGCUGGGAUAACCUGCAGAAGAGGGUGGCCUCCAUCCUCCGCAGGCUCAAGCACUUUGUCAGUCAGCGUGAGGAGUUUGAGACGGCCAGAGACAGCGUCGUGGUGUGGCUCACCGAGAUGGACCUGCAGCUCACCAACAUAGAACACUUCUCAGAGUGUGACAUCCGAGCCAAGAUCAAACAGCUACGGGCGUUCCAGCAGGAGAUUUCUCUGACCACGGGGAAGGUCGAGCACAUCUUCCACCAGGGAGAGGUGCUGCUGCAGAAGAGUGAGCCUCUGGACGCUGCUGUUAUAGAGGAGGAGCUGGAGGAGCUGCGGAGAUACUACCAGGAGGUGUUUGGAAGCGUGGAGCGUUACUAUAAGAAGCUGAUCCGACUACCGCUGACAGGAGAAGAGUACGAUGUGUCAUUCUCGGACAAGGAGAUUGAACUGGAUGAACCUGGGGACCUGUCCAGCAUUCCCUGGAGUGAACGUCUUGGAGACUGCCUGAGCUCCCCUCUGCCCUCCCUGACUGCCCCCCUCCGUACUGGGGCUGAGCGCUCGGGCAUGGGCACCCCAGCCAGCAUGGACUCCAUCCCCCUGGAGUGGGACCAUGACUACGACCUGAGAAAGAGGCUGGAGAGUGCCAGCGGGGCUCUCGGCCUGGCCUCUGAGCACGAGGAGCACGGAGAGGAGGGGAGCUACCAGGGAUCAGCUUCUGCUUCCGCUCUGUCAGGAGAGGGAGGUACCCUGGACAGCCACAUCCUUCAGUUGGACAGGGUUCUGGACCCUAGCCAGUUACACCUGCAACAGACAGAGAACGUCAUCCGUAGCAGAACCCCCACCGGGCCAGAGCUGGAUGCAUCAUACAUGGGAUAUAUGCGUCUACUGGGAGAGUGUCGUAGCAGUAUAGACACGGUGAAGAGGGUUGGCUACGAACUGAAGGGGGAGGGGGACAAGGCCUCGGGACUUGCUGACCCUAUUGAUGAUGAUUCACAAACAACAGGUGUGAUACAGCGCUGGGAGUUGCUGCAGGCCCAGGCCCUCAGUAAAGAGAUGCGUCUGAAGCAGAACCUUCAGCAGUGGCAGCAGUUCAACUCUGACCUCAACACUGUGUGGGCGUGGCUGGAGCAGGCAGGGGAGGAGCUAGAGCAGCAACGGAGGCUAGACCUCAGCACCGACAUCCAGACCAUCGAGCUGCACAUCAAAAAACUGAAGGAGCUGCAGAAGGCUGUUGACAAGCGUAAGGCCACAGUGCUGUCCAUCAACCUGUGCAGUGCAGAGUUUGUCCAGUCCGCCACAGAAGAGUCCCAGGACCUGCAGGCCAGGCUGAAAGAGAUGAACAACCGCUGGGAAGGAUUGGGCACCUCUCUGGGAGAGUGGAGGGCAGCGCUACAAAAGGCCCUUAUGCAGUGUCACGACUUCCAUGAGAUGAGUCACGGCCUGCUACUGUGGCUGGAGAACAUUGACCGCAGGAGGAAUGAGAUUGUUCCCAUUGACCCCAUCCAGGACAGCAACACCCUCCAUGAGCACCACAAAACACUCCUGAAAAUCCGCUGUGAGCUGCUAGACACCCAGAGGAAGGUGUUGUCCCUGCAGGACAUGUCCCUGCAGCUGCUGGUCAACAGCGAGGGCAGUGACUGUCUGGAGGCCAAGGAGAAGGUUCACGUCAUCGGGAACCGCCUCAAACUGCUCUUCAAGGAGGUGACCAGAGACCUCAAAGAGCUGGAGAAGAUUCUGGACAUGAACAGCAGCCAACAGGAUCUGUCCACGUGGUCGUCAGCUGAUGAGCUAGACUCCACCUCUGGUUCCAUAAGCCCGGUGUCGGGCAGGAGCACGCCAAGUCGCCGUCGAUCGCAACGGGGCAAAUGUAGUAUGUCACAGCAGACCUCUGGACCCUCUGUGAGCAGUCCACACAGAUCACACAGGUUUCCCGUCGCUGGGUCCGCUUCCUCCCCUUCUGAGGCAGAGGGGAAAUCAUCAGUGUCAUCGUCACGUUUCCUGUACCACGUCCUAUGGGUGGCGGUGCCCCUCCAGUUGCUGUUCCUCUUGCUGCUGGUGGUCAUGGUCUGCCUGGUGCCAGUGUGUGAGGGGGAUUUAGACUGCAGCCAGUCCAAUAACUUUGCCCGUUCCUUCCACCCGAUGCUACAAUACACCAACGGGCCCCCUCCUGUAUAGUCUUUCAUGACAGACCAAACAUUUGGUUCUGGGUGCCGAGCGAGAUUACAGCCUGGCCCUUGGUAUGGAGACGAACCUGAGGAGGAUAGUUGGGCUUUUUGAACUUCUUGACUGUUGUGGAUUUCAACUCUAUGGGUCUCUCUCUUCUCAUUUGCAGCUUCCAUGAAGAAUAGAGAUAUGGCGUUCCGUCAUUCUGCACCUUGUGUUGCCGUGCAUAAGCAAGCAUCAUAGGAUGCCAAAACCUUAGUUAUAUCUUCUUUGUUCUGUACGGAUGAAGUACAGCAGCACUCUUGUCUUUUCACUCGUGUCUUCUUUUAGUUUUCUGUUAUAUGUAUAGACGAAGAAACGUCUUAGGGGCAGCAAAUGUAAGAACCAAAAAUGUUUGUGACGGCAGUCAGUGGAUAUCCCCUGGAUACCUGUAAAGGUACAACACUUGCCAUGUGUUGCCAUUUGUCCUCUAGUUCAAUGCAGAGCAUAUACUCUGUGAUUGUGCCUGUUGUAACAAUUGAACACUUGUGAAAUAACAUUUUAAGAUGACUUAUAUUGCAAUAUUUUUUUUUUACAUGUGUUUUGGCAUGCGGUUAUGAUCUUUGCUUAUGGGUGUGUCCGUGAUGAAUAUUUGAUUUUUAAUCUGAAUUAUACCUGGGCGUAAGAAUCUAUUUAGUCUGAAUUGUGUAUUGAAUGUGUAUGUAAAAGAAAGGCCGUAAUGAAGAGUUAUUUGCUAUAAACUGUUUAAAAGCAUAAGAAACAUUGAAAAUAAUGAACACUCAUUUUUAUUUUUCUAGCUGAAAAUAUGGAUUCUACAAACAAACUAUUAAUCAACAGUAUAACGAAUUAUAAAUCUGUAUAUUUUCUAUGGCUCUGUGUGUUUAGUAUUAAAUGUACAACAGUCCAGGAUGACUUAACAUAUUCUGUACAUAAUAUAAAUGUAUAGCAAUAAUCUAUAUCUGACCCUAAAUUACAAAUAUUGAAUGCCAAAUUCUCA
Messenger RNA from Oncorhynchus nerka (sockeye salmon), 27852 nucleotides. Its product is annotated as nesprin-1-like. The record is from RefSeq and is a predicted model, not a curated record. NCBI's taxonomy places the organism in Eukaryota, Metazoa, Chordata, Actinopteri, Salmoniformes, Salmonidae. Gene Ontology annotation, cellular component: membrane; perinuclear region of cytoplasm; nuclear envelope. Gene Ontology annotation, biological process: nucleus organization; nuclear migration; cytoskeleton organization. Gene Ontology annotation, molecular function: kinesin binding.